Messenger RNA from Scylla paramamosain (green mud crab), 5111 nucleotides. Its product is annotated as RNA binding protein fox-1 homolog 2-like. The record is from RefSeq and is a predicted model, not a curated record. Gene Ontology annotation, biological process: regulation of alternative mRNA splicing, via spliceosome; nervous system development. Gene Ontology annotation, cellular component: cytoplasm; nucleus. Gene Ontology annotation, molecular function: mRNA binding. Lineage: Eukaryota; Metazoa; Arthropoda; Malacostraca; Decapoda; Portunidae.
UGGGGAAACGUACCAAUGCAUCUUUCCCCCCACCUGUCCCCUCCCCAACACCCCCAGUGCACCCCAACACCUCUUUACCUCGCCUCUUCCCCAUCACCUCCUCCCCCAUCACCUCUUCCCCAUCACCUCCUCUUCCCCACCACCUCCUCUUCCUCUUCUUCACCUCUUCAUCGGGUACAGGAGCGUUACACAAGCCCUCUGGUAACCGUUGGCCGCCUCUUUUGCCAAACAAGGCCGCCCACACAUCUACUGAACGCACGCCCGCACGCACGCACGUACGCUGGCGGUGGUGGUGGUGGUGGUGAUGGUGGUGUGUGUGUGAGUGAGUCCGUGUGUGUGUGGCAGUUUGUGUUACGUGAGUGUGUUGUGCGGUGCCGUGCUGGGCGACUCUCUAACGUGGAGCACAUGGUGCAGACAACGAUGGCGGCGCCGUUCCCUUACAGUCAGAACGGCGAGGCGGGGGCGGGUAAAGAAGGGCCCGGCAAAGACGGGCCGCCCUUCUCACCACCAGGAGCCCCGGGGGCACCCACCCCCGGGGCUCCAGGGGCUCCCCCGGCCCCACAGGCCACACCCACUGCCGCCGUUCCAGGCGUUCCCGUCACAGUCUCCUCCAGCGGAGCGACGGUGGCGGGAGGUCUUCCUGUGCAGGUCCCCGUGGGUCCCCCUGUGGUGCCCAACGGGGUGGAGCAGCAGGCCGUGAAUGCGAACGAGGCAGAGAAUGGGGAGGCAGCAGCCAACGGUCAGCCUGGCACCCCGGCCCCCGCCAAGGAGCAACCCAAGCGCCUCCACGUGUCCAAUAUUCCCUUCAGAUUUCGUGAUCCAGACCUCAGAAACAUGUUUUGGGGUGAGAAAUUCGGCACAAUCCUCGAUGUGGAAAUAAUCUUCAAUGAGAGAGGCUCAAAGGGGUUCGGCUUUGUGACAUUUGCCUCAGCCGCAGAUGCAGACCGUGCCCGGGAGUCCCUCAAUGGCACAGUUGUCGAGGGUCGCAAAAUUGAGGUGAACAAUGCCACCGCCCGAGUUCAAACCAAGAAGCCGGCAGCAGCAGUCCCAAAUGUUAUACUCGCUAGAAAUGGAAUGGUGCCAACUGCCGUGGCGGCGGCCCUCCGAGGUGUUGCGAUCCAGCGUGGCAGGGCUCGGACGUAUCCGGCCACUGCCCUUGCACGUCAUCCCACCCCACUAACAGCUGCCGCCACAGCUCUGCAUGGCUACACACCCGGAGUAUAUUAUGACCCCUUCCUAGCAGCCCAGGCAGCCACGGCAACUCCUCUGCAGGUGAAUCCACAAGCAGCUGCCGCCGCAGCAGCAGCGGUGGGCCAGUCUGCCGCUGCCGUCGGUGCAGUCGCCCCAGCGGCCGUUGGGGCCUCGGCCGCCCAGCUCCUUAAAACACCAACACUUUCUGUCUCAACGGCCCAACAGGCAGGCUAUGCAGCAGCAGCAAAUGCUUACACCGCCGCCGCAGCGCGGGCUUAUGGAGUGGCUGCCGCGGCCGCCCAACCCGCCGCCGCCGUCGCCGCCUACCCCACCAUCGCCGCCGGAUCGAUCUAUUACAGUGACAGGCCCUACCCUGACCCAUACAUCGCCGCUGCAUCGGGUAUUGGACCAGUGGCUGGCUACGGGGCGGUCUACAGAGGCAGCUACAAUCGCUUUGCACCGUACUGAGGACCUCAAGUGUGCAUUCACUAAGUAACAUGACAAUGCUGUUAUUAAUUGCUCAUUAAAGACUAUGUUGAUCUGUGUGAUUGUAUAAUUAUACAAAAGACUGCUCCCAGCCCUCAGCCAUCUAUUGUAGUAUACUCCCACGGACUGCCGCCACAACCUUCGGCCGGCAGUCUACUCAUCUUGGCAACCCUGAAGAUUGUCUAAACAGCCCACUUCUACUUGCUUGUAGGGCUCUGUCUCACAGCAGCAACUUAGAGAGGAGCAGAGGCCUCCUGGCAGCCUGCCCUCUAGUGACCGCACUGCUGGGCCCACCACCAGCGGCCCUGGCAACGGGUCAGCAAGUGCUUAGUGUGACAGACUGGAAAUUUUGAGUGCUUUAAAGGUGGCUGUAGCGUGGCAUCCAGUGUGUACAACAGGUGGCGGGGCUGGAAGGGUGUGUGUUGCCACCCACACUAACCUGACCAACACAUGACUCUGUGCUGUUGUUACCAUUUCCCUCUACCAUUUUGUAUGAAGAGUCGUAGAGUGAAUUUCUGGACGAUUUGGGAGACCUCAGUUUCAGCCCAUGUAGGUAAUUUCUGAGUCGGUGAAGUAUUUGUUAUGUUGAGAGUAGAUGUGGUCACUUUCAUGAAAAUUUGUGAAAUGACAUAGUGCAUUUUUAAUGUAUUCAACGAAACAUUUGACAAGUGUGACUCAUAUAACUUAUACUUGUACAGUGUAUGUUUACACUCCUAAGGUAAACUUGAUAACCAGUUAUGAAUCUCGACUUCUGAUAGACCUAUUGAUAUUAGCUAUAGAAUCUCAUCCUCCUUAUUACUUCCACUUGAAUUUUUAAUUUUUCAAAACUCAAAAGUGCACAGCUUGCACUUCUAAUAUAAUGUUAUUUUAUACGUGAUGCAAUGUCAUAACAUCAUGAAUUUGAAGACAUUGUAUGAAACUGUUGUUGGUGUUAGAGAUUUUUGUAUGAUGCAGAACCCCACGUCUAAGGUCACAUGUAGUCACUAAGUCACAAAGAGUUUAUUUGUUUUCAGUCAGUUUUCAUUAUUGUAGAAAAUAUCAAUUGUAGCCAAGACAAUCAUGUUUCAUUUACACACUCUAGGACUAAAACGCAUCUGUCAUGUUUUUGCAUUACAAAAAAAACUUGUGUGGGUUCUCCAAUAUACCUCCUUUUUUUAGGUCAGUACAUUGUUUUGUAGGCUAAUUCUUAUUUUCCUUGUACAAUAUUUGUAAGUUUGCACCAAGCUGUUGAAAAUCAAAGUGUUUUUAGUGGUGGACAGCACAAUCAAUUUCUCCAUAUGCCCAAAGUGAUAAGUCUUGUGGAUGUUUGCUCUGUGCAUUUUCCAGUAGCAAUGUGAUCAGUCGUGUAAACUGUGAGCCGUUUUCAUUAAUGCUCAUCCUAAAUAAUGACAAAUGUAUUCAUUAUUGAUAUUAUUGUGUCAUCAGUGUCCGAAGUCUCAUCGACAGCUGUUAAUUUUUAUCUUUUUUUUUUCUUUUCUUUUUUUUCAUUUUUUUUUUUUUUUUUUUUUUUUUUUUUUUUCCAUCAUCAUUCUAAUCUCACCCUCCAUCCCUUCCUCCCUCCCUCCCUCUCACAUAUUGUAUCCAGUGGCUUUUCUGCACCGUGUGUAUGUGUGUCUGGCGUUGUGAGUGAAGGGAGCAGUGGCACACACACAAACCCUCAGGUAACUAAUCACUGGCUCAACCCAUCACCCCCAACCAACACACUUGCACCUCACUUUUUCCUUCCUCCCAGUCCUCACUCCCUUGUUCACUCACCAGAUCCUCCUUACCCUUGUCCUUCCUUUGAUCCUUUUCCUGUCCACUUCCCCUCUCCUCCUCCUGGUAUGCCCUUCACACCACCUGCCAUUCACUUAAUCCCUGUAAUCCCAAGACGUGCAGUUAUCCAUCCCAUUUUUGCCUUGCAGUGUUUUGUUGGUCUAGGUUUCUUUCUGCUGUGAACUAUUAUCAUUAUUUUUGGUUCAUGUUUUUUACGACCCCUUUUCUUUGUGCUUGUGUGAAUUGACUUGGAAACUGCCAUGUUUUGCUUUUUUAUUGUUAUUAUUAUUAUUAUUUUUCUUAUUCGCAUGAUACUACUUCAAAUAAGUGACAGGGUGCAAUAUGUUUUUUUUUUUUUUUUUUUUUUUUUUUUUUUUUUUUUUUUUUUUCCCCACAUGAAAUCUGUGGUAGCAUUUUCAGGAAUGUGUCCGUAGAUUCCAGAUUGUGACUUGUCCAUAGGUAGAUGAGAGAGAGAGAGAGAGAGAGAGAAUGAAAAUGUGUGUGUGUGUGAGAGAGAGAGAGAGAGACUGAAGCUGACUACAUGGGGAUUGCCAGAACCAAAGAUAUCAGUAUUUAUCCAAUCUGCAAAUCUCCAUUCUGUACUAUGCUUUUUUCUUUUUUAUAUACAAUUUUAGUUUUUGUCUACCUUUUACCGUCACUUUAUUAGUUUAAAUGUGCAUAAUGUUUCUUGUACUUUGUUCACCUGAGAGAGAUGGUGGCAGCAUGGAAUGUGAGAAGGAAACCAGGGAAGACCAAGACACAGAGACAGAGAGAGAGAGCAAAACAAAAUAUUCAACCCGACCAAAGAUGUCCUUCAACUAGGGUCUCCUGUGCCAUCAUAUUGUAUUAUUGUUUUGGACGCUGCCCUUGGGUGUUAGUUCGAGAGUGUCCGGGCGGCAGUGUCAGGCAGGCAGCAUCCCUGUGCUUUUACCCGCCACGCAAGGGAUCCCUAGACUAAGGCAGAAGCCCUGAGCCAGCGCACAUAAUGGAGAAUCAGCAAAAUGUGUACGUACUCAUAGUCCUUAGUAGACAGCCUAGAGCAGCCAUGUUUUCGUCAGUGCAGCUAUCAUUGCAGUCAGCCGCUCACCGCGACAUCAAAAACGGCAGCAAUCCUUUUCUAAUUUUUUGAUUGUAUGAAAGCAGCUACACUCCUCUCAGAGUUUAUACAUAAAAGAUUAAAAAAAAAAAGUGAGAGAAAGGUAUUGAAGUAAGUGAGAUAUUUAACCUCAACCCGGCCCCUUCCCUCCCUCCCCCUAACUUGAGAAGUGCUUGAAUAGUUAAUUACAAUUCACAGUUCAGGAAAGAAACCAGACAAUAGAGGUGUGAAGUCUUCCUUUUUAGCACAAUGGAUCAUUUAUGUCGUGUUGUGAAUCAGCGCACAAGAGAGAUUAAUUAAAAAGUAAUGAUAAACUCCUUUGAGUCCCCCAAUUGAGCACAGUGGUGAAUAAGUGUACCGUAACGUCCAGUAUGAACAUGUUUCGUUCGUGUUAAUUUCUUGUAAUCAUUAUAUAAGAAACUUCACCAUUUUUUUGUAUGUUGUAUUAUUGUGUAAUGAUAUUUAGUAAUGACAGGAAGAGUACUAGGUUUAGAACUUUUUGCUCCUUUUCAACCUGAUUGUGGUACUGUACAAAACUGCCCUGUGUUUACUCUGUAUAAUAAAUAAAAUAUAAAGACAUCCU